Messenger RNA from Penicillium olsonii, 363 nucleotides. The record is from the annotation of a GenBank genome assembly. Lineage: Eukaryota; Fungi; Ascomycota; Eurotiomycetes; Eurotiales; Aspergillaceae.
AUGUCGAUUCCCAACGAGGCUCUCCAGAAGCUCCUCCAGGAGAUUGAGACCCGUGCAGUGGCCUCCCAACAACAAAUCAGCCUCACCAAGACGCACAUGACCGCCAAGCAGCGCGAGAUCCGCAUGUUGCAACUCACAUCGAAGGAGCUAUCGGAACUACCCAGUGAAACCAAUGUCUACGAAGGUUGCGGGAAGAUGUUCGUCAAUGUUCCAAUCAAUACAGUGAACAAGCGCCUUACCCGCGAGAGCGGCGAGGCUGCCACCGAGAUCACGAACCUUGAGAAGAAGUUGCAGUACCAUGAGACGACGAACCAGAAGAGUCGGGAGAAUCUCGAGGCGAUCCUUAAGUCUGGACGGGCUUGA